This is a messenger RNA of Macrosteles quadrilineatus (aster leafhopper), 1230 nucleotides long. RefSeq names its product zinc finger protein 567-like. The transcript is spliced from 6 exons. Gene Ontology annotation, cellular component: chromosome. Gene Ontology annotation, biological process: regulation of transcription by RNA polymerase II. The coding region runs from base 1 to 1230 and encodes 409 amino acids. The record is from RefSeq and is a predicted model, not a curated record. NCBI's taxonomy places the organism in Eukaryota, Metazoa, Arthropoda, Insecta, Hemiptera, Cicadellidae. Gene Ontology annotation, molecular function: chromatin insulator sequence binding.
AUGUCACAGGAGCAGGGGAAGCAGAAAGGUUCGUUUGCAGAGUUUGUGACCGAAGCUAUAAACACAAGAAGAGUCUUGUUCUGCACCAGAGUUCGUCAUCAAUGCCACACCUGUGGAAAGAGUUACAAACAGAAGAGCCAUUUGAACUACCACCAACGUAUGGAGUGCAACAAGGAACCAGCUUUCUGUUGUCCUUUCUGUCCACACAGGACGAAGCAGAAGAGUGGUCUGAAGUCACACGUGGUUCUGAGACAUAGAGAUCAAGCUGUGAUAGCUGCUGGCGGGUCUGAAGAGGGAAGUGUUGAGAAACUUAUGUGGCUGAUAAAUAACAAGUGGCCGGGAGACGGGACUCACCCCGGGGGUCGCAUCCCCACCUGGAUGUACUACCUAGUGCAGGUCGAUGGUCGCCAGAAGUUCGUGUGUGCUAGGUGUAGCAGACAAUACAAAUACAGGAGAGGUCUCGGACAACACCUCCGCUACGAAUGUGGAAAACCUCCACUGUUCAAGUGUGUCGUCUGUCCAUAUCGAGCCAAUCAGAAGGGAGCUGUCACGGCUCACCAGCGGUUCAAGCACGGGAUGACCUUCUCCAAGAACAUGCCGGGGCUGAACACUAUAAGAAGUGUCAACUUGGAAGCGAAUUUUCAAGCGGUUGUGAAAACGGAGUCUACAGAGAACGACUAUGUUCCUCAGUUCAUACUGGCCUCCGUGGAGGACUUGGCUACAGCUGAUCCCACCAAGCAUGUCUGUCAACAAUGCGGUCGAGUUUACAAACAGAAGAGCACACUCGCCUUUCAUUUACGAUACGAGUGCGGGAAAGAGCCGCAGUUCUCCUCGCCGUCCCAACCGCAGUUUCCUUGCUCGUGUGGCCGAGUGUACAAGCAGAAGACAGGUCUGGUCCAACACCAACGCUACGAGUGUGGCAAAGAGCCGCAGUUUCAAUGUCACUUGUGUUCCUACAAGGGCAAGAGAAAAACUUCUCUCCAAUCCCAUCUGAUGUUCCGUCAUAAACAGGUGGACGUAAAGAAAACAGGACUGGACGGAACUCUGCUACUUUUCCUAUGGGAUGACGUCACCACAUCUGAUGCAACCAACAAUGGACUCGAUGAUGGAACAUUCUCAAGAGCAGAACAAGCACAAAUGUCCACACUGCGGAAAACUUUACAAACAGAAAGGGACUUUGACGUUUCACCUUCGCUACGAGUGUGGGAAAGAACCGCAGUUUGCUUGUGA